Molecule: messenger RNA, 4521 nt
Organism: Linum tenue
Lineage: Eukaryota; Viridiplantae; Streptophyta; Magnoliopsida; Malpighiales; Linaceae
Source: the annotation of a GenBank genome assembly
GAAAGAGAGAAAGCAAAGAAGGACAGAAUCACACACAACAGAAUUCCCUCUCUGUCUGUUCUUUCCGUUUCCACCCCCUCUGCUUCAAUCCUUCUCCGUUCAUUCUCAUCGCCAAUUCUCUAAUCGCCGGUCGAAUUGACCUUCGCUUCUGCUCCCUUACUCGAGCUUCUGUCUCUAUUCGCAGUUACCUUGUUGCUGACACUGGUUUUUCUUCCUCGUUUCUUCUGUUUGUGAGAAAAUCAUCCGGCGCCCGCGCCGCCGAAGGAAGACUUCCGCUAGCGGUGGGUUGUGAAAUUCCCCCCCAGUUGGACUUCACAUGCCGUCCAAUUGUGGGAUGCAAUCUCAAGAUUUGACUGGGCGGUGAUGUGAAGUGGCGAGAAUGAAUGAAGGAGGGAUUAUGGGAUUAGAGUCCGCAGGUGCCGUCCACCAUUCCUCCUUUGCGGUUUCUGCUACAAGAUUUAUUGCCGCUACUACGUCUCGGCGCUCCUCUGUUGCUUCUUCUACUGAUACGACUUCUUCCUCUUCUUCCAAUCGGUGAUUGAUCGCUUCAUUUGCGGUUGGGUGAUUAAUGCGUUGAACUGAAUGGGGAGAGGAGGCCUUUGAUUGGUAAGUUUGGUGAGUUUUGGUGGGUUUUUGUGAUAUUCUUGUCGUUGGUCAAUGGAUGGGGACAAGGAGGGUACUGGUGAGGCUCAAGUGCUGGAAGGUACUUCGACGCCAUGGCAGCCGAGGCAGCUAGCUUUCAAGCCAUAUCAACCUUCUCACCGGUUGCAAACUGAGCGCGCUGUUGUAAAGAGACCUUUGGUGGCAAGAUUGACCAAAGACAUAGUUGAAACUUAUAAAAAGUGCAAUCCCCAAUUUAAAUAUUCAGAAGACUUAAAUCCGAAGAGAUAUUUGACCAGUCCAUCAAUUGGAGUUCUCAAUGAUGGCCAUGAUAAUCUAAACUCGGACCUUAUAUUGAGCGUGAAUUGCCCCUUGAUCAAUGUCGAGACUCAAAGAAGAUACGUUGUCAAAGAUGUCCUUGGCCAUGGGACUUUUGGCCAGGUUGCUAAAUGUUGGGUUGCGGAAACUAACAGUUUCGUUGCUGUAAAGAUAAUCAAAAACCAACCAGCUUAUUAUCAACAAGCACUUGUUGAAGUAUCUAUUUUGACAACGCUAAACAAGAAGUAUGAUCCUGAAGAUAAGCAUCAUAUUGUUCGUAUCUAUGAUUACUUUGUCCAUCACCGGCACCUGUGCAUUUGCUUUGAAUUGCUCGACACAAACUUGUAUGAACUUAUCAAGAUAAAUCAAUUUAGGGGGCUAUCUUUGAGCAUUGUGCAAUUAUUUUCCAAACAGAUCUUACGUGGAUUGGCGUUGUUGAAAGAUGCUGGUAUAAUCCACUGUGAUCUGAAACCAGAAAAUGUUCUUUUGUGCACAAGUUUGAAGCCAGCAGAAGUUAAGAUAAUUGACUUCGGAUCAGCCUGCAUGGAGGAUCGUACAGUCUACUCUUACAUCCAGAGUCGUUAUUACCGGUCUCCUGAAGUUCUUCUAGGGUAUCAAUAUACUACUGCAAUCGAUAUGUGGUCCUUUGGAUGCAUCGUUGCAGAAUUGUUUCUAGGGUUGCCUCUCUUCCCUGGGGCCUCAGAGUUUGAUUUGUUAAGGCGAAUGAUUGAAAUACUUGGACGACAACCUCCUGAUUAUGUACUGAAGAAUGCAAAGAACACCGGCAAAUUCUUCAAAUGUAUUGGCAGCAUUUGCAACUUAGAGGGCGUGGAGGCCUUUGGUGGCAGAACUGCGUAUCAAGCACUAACUAUAGAAGAAUAUGAAGCUAGAGAAAUGAAGAAACCAGCUAUGGGGAAGGAAUAUUUUAAUCGUAUGAACCUUGAGGCUAUUGUGACAAACUAUCCCUACAGGAAGAACUUGGCACAAGAAGAUGUUCUGAAAGGUGUAUUUCUUUAUCUAAAGAAUAUCUACAUAAUGACUUGUUUCUAUGUGUCUUCAUCUGUGUUGGAGAAGGACCUGAUGAAAUUUCGACUGUGUACAACAGAAAGCCAAAUACGAUUAGCUCUGAUUGAUUUCUUGAAGGGACUUGUUGAGUUUGAUCCUGCGAAAAGGUGGUCGCCUUUUCAGGCCUCGAAGCAUCCUUUUGUUACAGGAGAACCAUUUACAUGCCCUUAUAAGCCUCCUCCUGAGACUCCUCGCAUGCCUGUCGCUCAAAAUAUUAAGGUGGACCAUCAUCCUGGUGGUGGGCACUGGUUUGCUGCUGGUCUAUCUCCUAAUGUUCAAGGCAAGAUGAGGAAUUCCAUGCAUAACAGCCCACAUUUUCCGAUGGUUCCAUAUUCACAUGCAAGUAGCUAUGGUACUGUAGGAAGCCAUGGUAGCUAUAAUGAUGGCUUGGGCCUUGGAAGUAGCUAUGGAAGUUAUGGAGAUAGCAACAAUAUGCUGGCAUAUUAUUCACCAGUUAAUCAUUCUGGAAUAAACAUGCAUCCACAGCAUGGUCAGUCUAUGCUUGGUGGUAGCCCUGAUGCAAGGCAGAGAUUUGUCCAAUAUUCACAUGGGAAUGGGCUUGGUGUAAGCCCCUCAGCAGGGAAUUUUGCUCCUUUUCCACUCGGUGCAAGCCCCUCACAGUUCACUCCUCCAGCCUCUUACAAUCAGGUUUCAGCUGGUUCUCCUGGACAUUAUGGUCCACCUUCUCCUGUAAGGAACAGUUGUCAUGGAUCGCCUCUGAGUAAAAUGACAGCAGCUACUCAAUUCAAUAGGAGAAAAAAUUGGGGACAACAUUUUGAGAAUCCCUGCUCUAGCCAAGGUGAGGGAAUUGUCUUGGCCCCUGGUGGUCAGCCGUCACACCCGCUUCCAAAUUCUAGUACUGCAAGCUGGACGCAGCAACAAGGGGGCAGUUUUGUCCCAGGUCAAUCUUCGGUUCAGAAUGUGCCAGGCUCGUCGAGAUCUGGUAUUAGCAUUCCAUUUUCACAAAGCACUGGAUUAGAUCAUGACAAGCCUGAGGAUAAUCUGUUAUUGCCACAUCCGGGGGAUUGGGAUCCAAAUUACAGCGAUGAACUUCUUCUGCAAGAGGAUGUUUCUGAUGUUGGCUCCCUAAGUACUGAAUUCAGUAAAGGUGUCAAUCUUGGUUCAGGCGAUCAGUCAGCUACUCUAAGAAGAUCCAGCCAUCAAUCAAAUCUGAGCUCUUAUUCUUUAGUUCAAAGACAAAAUGGUUUUGUGCAACCAUUUUCACAUGUCAAUGUCGGAAGCCCUCCUUCAGUGCAUGAACUGCAUACUGGUAUCUAUGGCCGUUCAAUGCCAAAGCCGUCCCAUUUCACACCCCAUCUUCCUCAGAAUUCUCCAAGCCGAUUAGGACAGCAAGCCAGCCAUCGGGGUACUCAUGGGAGACCUUCUGCUUAUGGUGGGGAUUGGAAUAACAUCAAGGUUCAGCCCCCACAGUCUAGCUUUAGUUCUGGGGGCCCACGUUCUCCUGGAAGUAGUUCAUACAACAACGGCAUUCCCUUUGGACGUAGGGCCAAUUAUCCAGGACCAAGCAUUCCUCCUCCAACAUCUAGAGGAAGAAAAGAUUAUGGAAGAAUUGUGUAGUUUUUGGUUGUCAGCGAUUAUUUUGCUGCAAGGAACGCAAUGUAUUGAGCGUUGGAAAAGGAAGAGUUGUACUCAGUAGUCCACAGGCUUUGUGGACCGAUGCUUAGGAAAAUCUUCAUCCUCAUUCGUUCUGCUUGCAUAAAUAUAAGCUGUGUUGUUUUUCUUUUUCUUUCUCCUUUGGCUUAAGUUAUGCAUGUGCAGUCAGAUUUCAAUUUUUUGUCAUCCUUUCUCAUGUGCUGAUACCGCAUAGUGUGGAUCAUGAGUUUAUUUAUGCAAUGCGCUCAUUUCAGAUUGCCAUUAUUUGUCUUCAAUUGGAUCUAACUUGGUUAUUGAAGUGAUUGCAGUAGUUGCAGGGCAGUAAUUUCAGCCGGGUACCACGUAGAAGAAGUGAGAACUGGAGCUUGUUAUCAAAUGAUAACAGAUUGCUUUCCAGGUUUUUUUAGAAGUACAUAAGCUAUAUCUGGGUUUAUUUGUAUGGUUAUAUUGUCAACUAAUUGUGUUUUUGCUGCAUCAAGUUUACUGUGUCUGUUGCCAAGUUCUCACGAGUUUGGGAUCGCAUAGUAGACCGAUGCUAUGGUUUGCACUUACUGGAGAGGGAAAAGUACGUGUGGAGUUUUCUUUCCUUUUUGUACGGUUUUAUCAAGUCGCCGUAGUUAACCACUUGAUUGAGAUGCAGACAGCCUCCUAAAUCAGUUGCAUGAGUCUCUGUUAGGUAUCUGGACGUGCUAUAUUUCGUUUCAAUUGUUGCAUCGGCCUUGUAUGGAGCAAUAUUCUUAUUGAUCUAUCGGGUGGAUAUGUGUUUGUAAGGCGAAGUCGAUGUAUGUUGACUGAUUUUUUGUGGUAUGUUGGUGCUGGGGUUGCUUCUCUUCGUUGAAAGUAGAAAGAACCAUCUUUGUUUUGAAUAGAUAAAGGUGAUUGUUGUUGUUGGCUUUUCGGGAAUGAAUUUAGUGUGUGGUGAAU